UGUUUUGGUUGAAAGUUGAAACUGUCUCAAAGCAAGUUGGGAGCUUAGGAUUAGCUUUGUUUUAGUUUGACUCUGAAACUUUGGAACACUCCAACCUUCAAAAUUGUUGAUUCCCAUUUCAAGCUGCCAACUUUGUUUUAUUUUCCCCCUCUCUCUCUCUCUAACAUGUAUUUGUCAGCCUUUUGGAUUUGUUUGGGUUGAAAACUUUGUGCUUUGGACUGUUGAAUUUUCAGAUUUCAAAGCUUUGAUCAGCAGGAGCAAUUGAAUCUUUCCAAAUUGAGGGCUUUUGUGACUUUGCUGAAAAGGGCCUUUUGCGGGCAAAUCUUGGUUUGAGUUAAGAGGUUUUUGUUUCCCAGAUGAAUGUUAGUAUCAAGAAAUUGUAAGUAGUGAUAAGCAAUUGAGUGUAAAGCAGGAAACAGAUUGAAUCUUUUGGUGGGUGAGAGAAAUGGAGAAAAAUGAGGGAGAGGAUUGGAGGGAGAUGGUGAGGAGAAUGCUUCCACCAGGAGUUGAUGGGGCUAAUAUGGAAUACUCCAUAGCCAGUGAGUAUACUGGCCCUCUGUUGUCAUAUGAGGUUCCUAAAGUAGAGCCCCUUGAUGUCAAUUCUGGUGGAAUUCCGACAGCAUCACCUCUUUCAGAAUCAAGAAGAAGAUCAGUGAGUCGUGAUGUUGCCCCCGUUAUAGAACCUAUUCCUUUGCCAGUAUCUCGUAUUGCUGGUGUAACAAGUCCCCCUAGUCAGAGUCCUAGAUUGUCGAAUAGUUCCGAGUCCCAGGUGUCUGUCUUGCAGGACCCUGAUUCUUCUUCAGGUUCCCCCUCGGCAUCCCCGGGUUCAGUGCUGAAUCACCAGGGGAAUGCUGCAAGGCAUUCAGGGAGAAGAGCCCCGGUAGUCACCUUCAAUACAGUCGAUAGAUCUGAAAGAAAAGUGGUGGAAAUUGAGAACCAAGUCUUUCCAGAAUAUGUUGGAGUUUCAAAGAAGAAAAAGAAGUCAAGAGUCUGUUAUAGGUGUGGAAAAGGGAAGUGGGAGAGUAAAGAGUCGUGCUUCGUUUGUGAUGCAAAGUAUUGUAGCAAUUGUGUGCUCAGAGCAAUGGGUUCAAUGCCUGAAGGGCGGAAAUGUGUAAGUUGCAUUGGCCAGCCAAUUGACGAGUCGAAGAGGUCCAAACUUGGUAAACAUUCUAGAGUAUUAUCACGUUUGCUUAGUCCUUUGGAAGUCAAGCAGAUAAUGAAAGCAGAAAAAGAAUGUGCUGCUAAUCAGCUCCGACCUGAGCAGCUGAUUGUCAACGGAUCUCCUUUGAAGCCCGAUGAGAUGGCAGAACUCUUUGGCUGCCCUUUACCUCCUCACAAGUUGAAGCCUGGGAGGUAUUGGUAUGAUAAGGAAUCUGGACUAUGGGGAAAGGAAGGAGAAAAACCAGACAGAGUUGUUAGUUCAAACCUGAAUUUUACGGGAAAACUUAGUGCUCGUGCCAGCAGUGGAAAUACUCAGGUUUACAUUAAUGGUCGAGAGAUUACAAAACGUGAACUCAGAGUGCUCAAGUUUGCAAAUGUGCAAUGCCCUCGUGACACUCACUUUUGGGUAUAUGAUGAUGGUCGUUACGAGGAAGAAGGACAAAACAAUAUCCGGGGCAACAUCUGGGAAAAGGCAUCAACACGGUUUGUUUGCUCUCUGUUUUCAUUGCCUGUACCGCAUGGUCAGCCCUAUGGACAGAGAGACGAGCCUAGCAAUUAUACUACUGUUCCAAAUUACUUAGAGCAGAAAAGGGUUCAAAAGCUACUUUUGCUUGGGCUUGAAGGCUCUGGAACAAGCACUAUUUUCAAACAGGCGAAAUUUUUGUAUGGGAACAAGUUUACUGCUGAAGAAAUCCAGGACAUCAAGUUGAUGAUUCAAAGCAAUAUUUACAAGUAUCUGAGCAUUCUCCUUGAUGGAAGGGAGCGCUUUGAGGAGGAGGCUUUAUCAACAAUAAAAGCUGAAGGUAGUGAGACAGAAUCUGCGGAAAACACCCAGUGUGUCUAUUCCUUAAAUCCAAGGUUGAAGAAUUUCUCAGAUUGGCUACUGGAUAUUAUAGCAACCGGAGAUUUGGAUGCUUUCUUCCCUGCAGCUACGCGUGAAUAUGCUCCGUUGGUUGAAGAGGUCUGGAAAGAUCCUGCUAUACAGGAAACAUACAAGAGGAAGAAUGAGCUUCAUUUUCUUCCAGGUGUGGCGGAUUACUUCUUGGGCAAGGCUGUUGAGGUAUCGAGCAAUGAGUAUGAACCUUCGGAGCAAGACAUUCUGUAUGCAGAAGGAGUUACCCAAGGGAAUGGGUUGGCAUUUAUGGAGUUCCAAUUGGAUGAUCGUAGCCCAAUGUCUGAAACCUAUGGAGACAAUCUGGAUGCUCCUCCUCCCCCUCUCACCAGGUACCAGCUAAUUAGACUAAAUGCCAAGGGAAUGAAUGAAGGAUGCAAGUGGGUGGAGAUGUUUGAAGAUGUUCGUGUCGUAGUAUUCUGUGUUGCCCUUAGUGAUUAUGAUCAGAUGUGGGUUGCUCCAGAGGACAGUGGUAGUGGUACACUACUUCAGAACAAGAUGAUGCAUUACCGAGAACUUUUUGAAACAAUGGUCAGGCAUCCCUGUUUCAAAGAGACCCCAUUUGUUUUAAUAUUGAACAAGUAUGAUCUGUUCGAGGAGAAGCUCAACUGUGUGCCAUUGGGCGCUUGUGAAUGGUUCACUGAUUUCAGUCCACUGAGACCUCAUAAUAAUAGCCAGUCGCUCGCUCACCAAGCAUAUUACUAUGUAGCCAUGAAGUUCAAAGACCUCUAUGCUUCCCUAACCGGUAGAAAGCUAUUUGUGUGGCAAGCUCGGGCAAGGGACAGAAUAACUGUAGAUGAGGCAUUCAAGUAUAUAAGGGAGGUCGUGAAGUGGGACGAGGAAAAAGAAGAGACCUACUAUGUUGGAGCAGAAGAUUCAUUUUACAGUACAACCGAUAUUAGCUCGUCUCCAUUCAUCCGGCAGGAGUGAAAAUAAUUUAGACGUAUGUUGAUACUGUAGAUAGGACAAAGAAAGAGGGAUGUAAUAUGGUAAUAAGUUGAAUCUAAUUUUUUUUCACCAUCGCCUUUUCGUGGUUUUUACAGAAAUGGUGUUUCAAGUGAGUGAUUAUCUUGGGUUAUAUUGCUGUGCCAUCCAAGUAUUUAUUCUUAGAUGGCAGUGAAAUGUUGAUAAUAAAUGCUUAUUACCAGCCUUCUACCUCAUCUGUCUGUUGUAAAAGUAGCUUUGCUUGUA
This is a messenger RNA of Nicotiana tabacum (common tobacco), 3244 nucleotides long. RefSeq names its product extra-large guanine nucleotide-binding protein 3. Lineage: Eukaryota; Viridiplantae; Streptophyta; Magnoliopsida; Solanales; Solanaceae. Gene Ontology annotation, cellular component: cytoplasm; heterotrimeric G-protein complex. Gene Ontology annotation, biological process: adenylate cyclase-modulating G protein-coupled receptor signaling pathway. The record is from RefSeq and is a predicted model, not a curated record. Gene Ontology annotation, molecular function: G protein-coupled receptor binding; guanyl nucleotide binding; G-protein beta/gamma-subunit complex binding.